Molecule: messenger RNA, 630 nt
Organism: Beta vulgaris subsp. vulgaris (sugar beet)
Lineage: Eukaryota; Viridiplantae; Streptophyta; Magnoliopsida; Caryophyllales; Amaranthaceae
Product: gibberellin-regulated protein 1-like
Exons: 3
Coding region: 131-430 (99 amino acids)
Source: RefSeq, a predicted model, not a curated record
UUGCAUGAACAUAAGCAUCUUUUUGUGCACUAUAAAUACACCACGCUCAACAUUUCUCUUCAUCACUAGAACUUAAACACAUCCAAAUUAGACGCUCUUAAGCACAACAAAUUUUACAUUAUUGCUAGCUAUGGCAAUUUCUAAGCUUAUCAUUGCUACUUUAGUUCUCUCUUUUCUCCUCCUUCAUGUGGUUGAAGCUCAAGAAGUGAUUGAGAGCAACGGUCCAAAGAGGUCUCUACUUGGCAUAAAUUGUGGAGCAUCAUGCGUGGCCAGGUGUCGGUUAAGCCGUAGGCCAAAGCUGUGCCACAGGGCAUGCGGGACCUGCUGUGCUCGUUGUGGUUGUGUUCCACCGGGUACUUCCGGUAACCAAGAACAAUGCGCCUGCUACUACAACCAGACUACCCAUGGAGGAAAACGCAAGUGCCCUUAAGUUGGUUAUAUAAUGCUACUCAAAUCUUAUGUAAUUUAAAAGUAGUAUUACUUCCCCAAAAUUGAGCUUUGAAUGUUCUGUACCUUUAUACUGUGUUUUUAUUUGUUUGGGUGAUUACAUUUAUAUGGUACUUGCUUUUAAUUUAUUGUAUAUUCACUUUGUGAAUAAAAUAGCCACGUGUUACGUUUUGGUCUUUCUAA